Molecule: messenger RNA, 2552 nt
Organism: Nycticebus coucang (slow loris)
Lineage: Eukaryota; Metazoa; Chordata; Mammalia; Primates; Lorisidae
Gene: PNPLA1
Product: patatin like phospholipase domain containing 1
Exons: 9
Coding region: 382-1962 (526 amino acids)
Biological process (GO): lipid homeostasis; triglyceride catabolic process
Cellular component (GO): cytoplasm; lipid droplet; membrane
Molecular function (GO): triacylglycerol lipase activity
Source: RefSeq, a predicted model, not a curated record
UGUGUCUAGGUGUACCAAGGAUGGGCAAAGGUUUGAAGAGCCUGUGCCCCGGAUGAAUCUGACCAAGCAAUGAAGCCAGAGGAGGCCCCUUAGGACCAGGACCCUGAUCUCACACCCGAGGGACCUUGUGCACCUCGUCCUGGGCCCCGGGGCCCCUUACUGACCUCCAGGGCUGCCUCCUGGUGGAGCUGAGCUGGCCCAGGAGACUGCCUGAACCACCUGUUCUGCCCCAGCAGAUCGGGCAGAGACGCUGCUGCAUUCCAGGCUCCGGCUGCCAGGGAAGCUGAGCAGCGAGUUCUGACAGGCAGCAGCAGCCCAGGCCCAGCCGGGCGAGUGCUGAACAGUGGUUCCUCCUUCCCAAGGGCAGCCUGAGGCUGAGAGAUGGAUGAACAGGUGUUCAAGGGAGAUCCGGACACCCCGCAUUCCAUCUCCUUCUCAGGCAGUGGAUUCCUCUCCUUCUACCAGGCUGGGGCUGUGGAUGCCCUGCGGGACCUGGCCCCCCGGAUGCUGGAAACGGCCCAUCGUUUCGCUGGGACAUCAGCAGGUGCCGUGAUCGCGGCCCUGGUCAUCUGUGGAAUUGAAAUGGAAGAGUACCUCAGAGUCCUCAAUGUGGGUGUGGCUGAGGUGAAGAAAUCCUUCCUUGGGCCCUUGUCUCCAUCCUGCAAGAUGGUGCAGAUGAUGAGGCGGUUUCUGUACCAGGUCCUGCCUGAGGACUCCUACAAGGUCGCGACAGGGAAGCUCCACGUGUGCCUCACCCGCUUGACUGAUGGCGAGAGUAUCGUGGUUUCAGAGUACACAUCCAAGGAAGAGCUCAUUGAGGCCCUGUACUGCAGCUGCUUCGUCCCCGUGUACUGUGGCCUCAUCCCCCCAACCUACCGUGGUGUGAGGUACAUCGAUGGGGGCUUCACAGGCAUGCAACCCUGCUCCUUCUGGACAGACUCCCUCACUAUCUCCACCUUCACUGGGCAGCAGGACAUCUGUCCCCGGGACUGUCCUGCCAUCUUCCAGGACUUCCGCAUGUUCAACUUCUCCUUCCAGUUCUCCCUGGAGAACAUCACCAGGAUGACCUACGCACUGUUCCCCCCGGACCUGGUGAUCCUGCACGACUACUACUACCGGGGGUAUGAAGACGCGGUUUCGUACUUGAGGCGGCUGAAUGCUGCCUACCUUAAUUCUCCCUCCAAGAGAGUGAUUUUCCCCCGAGUAGAAGUGUACUGCCAGAUAGAACUCGCCCUUGGCAAUGAGUGCCCCAAACUCAGUCAGCCAAGCCUCCAGUCACAGCAGCCCAGUCUGGAAGGAUCUACAGAACUUCAUAAGCAGUGGGCUCCCAAAGGGGAUGAAAAAGGUGGCCAUGUUCCACCUGUGUCCCCACCUGUGCAGACACCAGCUCCCACCUGUGAGUGGCUUGUGGAGUCACCUGUUUCACUACCUGUCUCCUCAUCUGAGCAGUUACCUGCGUUGCCACUAGCCUCAUCACUGCCACAUUCUCCAGCUGACUGGCCACCCAGAUCACUCUCAGCUAUGCACUCACCACCUGGCCCACCAAUGCCCAUCACACCACCUGGACUAUCACCCGUGUCACCUCAGCAGCAGGUACCACCAUCUGGAUCACCACCCCAACCCCCACCCACCCUGGCACCUAUAUCACCCAGGUCAUCCCUGGGACCUUCAGCUGUGAGGAGACCUCUGACAUCAUCAUCACCUACACAGCCACCUGUGGAGGAACUGGGCCCAGAACAGUUCCCAGGUAGGACCCUUCUAGAAUCGCCUAAGCCCAAGAGCACGAUGCCUCUGGUUAACACGAGGGAAACCAUCGGCAAGUCUUACGUAAUGGAGAGCCCUGCUGAAGACUCAAACUGGGUGAAUAAGGUCUUCAAGAAGAACAAACAAAAGACAAGUGGCACCAGAAAAGGCUUCCCAAGACAUUCGCGAUCCAAAAAGCCAAGCAGCAAAGUGCAGUGAGCAUGACUAAUGUUUCUCAAUUCCCACGGGGAGGAGCAGCUCCGGGAAAUGUCUGCCAGGAGAUUGCACACAGUGGGGGGGAUCUUAGGCUUGGAGUCAGGCACAUCCCACACACCAUUCCUGCUCUGACUCAGUCUCACGUAGCUCGUCUGGUUAGGACACUUGGUCUCUCUGAACCUCAGUGUCCUGAUCUGUAAUAUGACCAUGAUACCAACUCAUAAGCUGAGAGUCUAAUGCAGUCAGCUGUGUGAACCGCCUCACUGAGGGCAGGUGUGUAACAGCCUGCAGUUAGAAGUAGGACUGUGGUUACACAGCUCCCAGAGGUUCGCUAGCUACUGCUCAGCUUCUGAGUAGACUCCUCUUAAAGCCAAGCUAGACAUGCAAGGGCCUACGUGACCCUCAACACAUAAUAUACCUCCAAUCUGGUGCCAGCCUAUAGCUAAGAUCCCUGAUCAAUAUAGGCCUGCUUCUUAUAGUGUUUGGAUUGUAUUACAUUGUUGUUGAUUUAGUCAGUCAACAUUUAUUGAGCAUCUACUAAAUGCCAGAUACUCUCCUAGGCUCUGGCAAUAUCAAAAUAUGAAUCAAACUCC